CCAAUGCAACUCUGGAAUUCUUUUCUUUAAUAUAUAUUUAUAUUUAUUAUGACAUAAGAGACGGCGGCUUUUUUCUAUAUUAUGUUUUAUACUUUAGUCUUUUCAAUGAAAUUUGAAAUCACUUAUAAGGAGCGUAUUAAACGUGAAAGAGAAGACCGAAAAUACACGCAAUAAGGAAAAAUAUAAAAUUUAGGAUAUCAUUUCUGGGAAAAAAAGAGACAGUAAGGUUGUUUUUGUGCGGAAGAAGAAUCAUCUUUUACUAAACAAUGCCGAGAUCUUUCAUGGUCAGACAUAGAAAAUGUCGACGUUGUCAGAGUGUAACCGAAAGAAAGUAUCCCGACUGCAUGCCGCAAAUAGGAUAUCCGUUUAAUCUUGGGAAGUCGGUUUUUGAAGAGAACGUAGACAUUGACAUUUUCCCGCCAGAAUGGCCAAAAUCCAUGAAUUACUGUGAAACGUCCUUACCAGAUAAAGAACAACCGCUUCCUGAACAGAAUAACAACAUUUUAAAGUAUGGAAAUUAUCUACAGGCUGACAGUUUUAUGUCUAACUAUUCGUUUUGCUCUGGCUACGUCACAACUGAAAACAUGAGUAACCGCCAAGACUCCCCUCUAGAUUUAAAGACUAUCCCCGUGAACUCAACAAGAAAUAAUCCAACAAGAAAUGACCCAACAAGAAAUAACCAAGUAUCACCAAGUGAAAAGAGCGAGAAGCAAAUAAUUACUAUGGAUAGAUAUAAAGUCUACUCGCAAACAAUGUGUAGGGAACAGGAAGGACAAUCCAUCAAGAAUUUACACAGCACAGCCAGAAACUUCACGCAGAUGUAUUUAAAUGGAAAUUACACAAAUAAAACUCUUUACGAUAACACCGGCAAGGUUUUUCGGUGUCACGAGUGCGGGAAAACAUUCAAGCGUUCGUCGACACUGAACACGCACCUGUUGAUACACAGUGAUACAAGACCCUAUCCCUGUGGGUUUUGCGGGAAAAGAUUUCACCAGAAAUCCGAUAUGAAGAAACAUACAUAUAUACAUACUGGUGAGAAACCACAUCGGUGUACAGUAUGCGAUAAAAGAUUUAGUCAGUCCUCAAACCUGAUCACUCAUAGCCGCAAACAUACGGGAUAUACACCUUUCAACUGUGACAAGUGUGGCAGAACUUUUCAACGAAAACUUGAGCUAAGAAAACACCGUGAGUCGGGAAGAUGUUGAAAACUUCUUUUGUCGGGUAGAUGCUGAAAAUAAAAUAUAAAAAAACACAUAAAAAGUGUCAUAGUGGAAUCUUGCUCAAAGAUACAAUUUAAAUAAAAGUAUAUAAACACUGGACAGAGCAUAUAUGUUAAAGAAUAAGAAUAGCAAAGAAGUCCAAGGCCUAUGAUAGAUAUUACAGAACAACAAUUAAUACUGCGAACAUAUCCACUUGUCUUUUAUAACGAAGUCACUGACUUUACAUCACGUUCUCUUGUAUUCCAUAAUAUUCACACAUAAGCCAAGCUUUUACCCGAACAGUAAUCUCUUUCUCUUACUCUAUUAACUCCCUCUGCUUUGGUCUUAGAGCGUUCUCAGCAGCAGCAGCAGCAGCAGCAGCAGCAGCAGCAGCAGCAGCAGCAACAACAACAACAACAAAAAGAAACAAAACAAACACAGAAAUAUUGAUAUACCGUUUUGUUUCUGAUUAAUGUUGCAGAUGUGGGACAAAUCACGUUAAACGGUCAUGCAUAUUCCCGAGACAUGUACCCAAGCUACAGGCGAAAGUUAGCGCAUAAAACAAAACAAUGCAAUAUUCGGACACGGAAUAAAUAUAAUAAUACAAACUUUUCAGACUCUAAGCCAUUAAAAUUUCAGUCCCAAUUUGUUUCACAUGUAGCAACUCAGUACAAUACUGGUAUCAUCUAAAACAACCAACAUAUUUACGGUUCUGGUUACUUUCUUAAUUUUAAAUGUCUAAUAUCUCUUCAAAAAAUUGUAUCCGCUAACAUGUGUAAAAAUAGGCAAUUUGUAUCCAACAAAUAGCAUGGAUUAGAAUAUACGAGUACAUUUAAUUUUGAAAAACGAAUAUUCUUACUCGGCUAUGUCAGUCAUGAACAGAUUGUCAUUCAAAAUAAUAAGUUUCUAAACAGCUCCCUGGGAACAGUUUUAACAUACUAGUGUUAAAGGAAGUUAAAUGCUUUGUACUAACUAAUUAAACUUAUUUAAGGUGUAAAAUGAUUACCGACGGUAUCUCAAAGACGUUUCAAAGAUAAUGUAACGGCAUAUAUUGCAUUUUACAAUAUUCAUCUGACGUCAUGAUCGCGUUGACAUUUUGGAACCAUUCGCUCUAAUUUCAGAAUCAUGAUUUAUCCGCACUUUAGAAUAACUGUAUCAAAUUUCUAUAAAAGAAGAAAUAAAACAUUUGUUAUUGCUCCACUCCCCCUGUUAAUGUGGUAUAUUGUUUAAACAUAAGUAUAAAAUGUUUAGAAAACUAUGAAUCUUUUAUGAUCCGAAAAAGGCGGCAAACAGACGUAUGAUUAAGGUGUACUCAAAAAUGUCUGCAAGUAAAAGGAAUAAAUAUAUUUUAUCAUAUUACAGACAUACGUGUGGUGAUGGAAGACAUUAAAGUUUCACUGUUUCCUGUAUGUUUAAACAUUACAAAAUCCAAUUGUCCGAUCUUAAUAGCUACAUCCCCCUUAAAAUGUAUAAAUGAUUAAUGCAGCUCUAGUGUGAGAACAGGCUAUUGAAAACGCGUUUUUGACGGCCUGUUUAAGAUUGAGGUCGAGAUUUAAAAGGUUUUCACCCUCUGCGUGAUUUUUACUACAGGCGCGCGAAACUCCAUUACAGUAAUUCUUGAUUUCUGUUCAUGCUAAUUUCAAUCACUCCAGGGAUAAUCACUGUUCCUCGAUACGUAUUUUGAAGUGAGAACGAGUUCAGAUUGUUAUAUUGUCUGUUGUAAUAAAAUACGGACAAAUAUUUUAACAAAAUUCAACUAAAAACAGUAACCUUGUAGUGUACAGAUUAUGAAUAUGGUUAAUACUAUUGCCAUGUAUAAGAGUUAAAUUCAAAGAUUUGUAAAUAAAAUUGUAC
Molecule: messenger RNA, 3053 nt
Organism: Ruditapes philippinarum (Manila clam)
Lineage: Eukaryota; Metazoa; Mollusca; Bivalvia; Venerida; Veneridae
Product: zinc finger protein sens-like
Exons: 3
Coding region: 267-1205 (312 amino acids)
Cellular component (GO): nucleus
Source: RefSeq, a predicted model, not a curated record